AUGGCAGGCAUCAGUGAUCAAGCGUCAUUAAACGCUUUUUGGAAAAAUAUUGCAAAGAAGGAAGCAGAAAUGUCCGUGGAUUUUUUACUGGAAGAUGAAGUGAUAGAACCUAGGUCCCCAAUAUCCGUAUGCGACUUCUUCCACCAACGAAAGAGCACCACUCCAACUGACUUCACUAAAACGCCUGAACGACAAUUGAUGCAUCACGAUCGAUUCACCACGCCUGACUACGACGACACAGAGAUGAAUGAUUCGCUCAGCCCACUCUUGCAUAAAACCACUAUCCCUGAUUAUUUCGCUCCUAUCGACGAUCAAAACAACUGUCAUAAGAGAUUACAAAGAUUUACUAAUAUAAGCAAGGUAAAGGUAUACGAGUCUAGAAAAAUCAAAAAAUCAGGGAAGAUGAUUACAAAAAACAGUAAACAUAAACAAUCACCUGGGACAAUACAAGUGCUUCGAGCUGCUCAAUGUUCACUGGGUGAAUUGCGUCGAUUGAAGGAAACCUGUGCUAUAGAAAACCCCUUCCUCUGA
Molecule: messenger RNA, 531 nt
Organism: Paraglomus occultum
Lineage: Eukaryota; Fungi; Glomeromycota; Glomeromycetes; Paraglomerales; Paraglomeraceae
Source: the annotation of a GenBank genome assembly